CAAUGACGAAGUAGGAAUUCGGACGAUUCCCUUUCCAUUCCUUGGACCCUUGAUUACAUACGAAUUUAAACAUUUUAUCUAAACGUUUAAAAACCCCACCAUCCCGAUCUUCAACCCUUUUUUCGUAAGAAUGCCUUCAAAGAACAAAGGCGGAGGCAGUCGAGCUAAACCUGCUGAACAAGCAAAGCAGGAACCUCCCAAACCACCACAAACCAUCAAAGAACGCGAGUGGCAGUGGUAUUACGAAACAAACCCUUACCAGAAGGCAUACGAAGAGCUUGGCCUGAGUGGCAUGACCCCAGCUGAUCGACAAGCUUAUCUCAACCAAGACUAUCUAAAACCUGGUGCUGCGAAGACCCUCUCCAAUAAGGCCCAAAAGGAGCUGUGGAAGCAAGUUAACGAAGCCAACCUCCCUCUACGUCGUCUUCCCCGGCCGCGUGACAACCAGUGGGGACAGGACAAGAACGGGCGCGGCCUUGGUGACUACCCUAUUCAAGAGUACGAGGAACAUACGGCCAAGAAAACCAAACUUGUCCUUUUGCUCGACGAGAGCUGGGUCUUCAAAAAUAAGCGUGCCAAGGCAGACAACGGAGAUCUUUAUAUAGAGGGCGACACUGUGAAGCCCUUCAUUUGCACCGACGAAGACGUGGAGGCAGAGAAGGCUAGACGACAAGAGAUGGCUGAAUUAAGACAAGAUCUAUAUGGUGUGAAGCUUGAUACCUAUGCGUUGGAUCCAGAAUGGGACGAUGUGGUGCCAAUACCACAGAUUGAGCCCGAUAAAGCUCUUGCUGCUAUUGCGUACCCAGACGAUUACGCUGAAGCUAUGUGCUAUCUUCGCGCCGUCAUGGCAGUCAAUGAGCAUUCGCCCCGCUGUCUAAGGCUAACUGAACGGGUCAUAUAUCUAAAUCCAGCACAUUAUACUGUCUGGCUCUACCGAUUCUCCAUCAUUGAGAGCUUAAAUAUCUCCCUCCGAGACGAAAUUGAGUGGCUCAAUGAAGUAUCACUCACCCACAUCAAGAAUUAUCAAAUCUGGAACCAUCGUCAGCAGCUACUAGACCACUACUACCCGACCGUUGUACUGUCAACCUCGGAUUUAUCGGAUUUAGCAGAUAGCGAACGGGCUUUCCUAGGGAAGAUGCUUGAGCUGGACGCGAAAAACUAUCACGUUUGGAGCUACCGGCAGUAUCUCGUGCGUAAAUUGGGAAUUUGGGGCGACCCCGAACGACAGAGUGUAGAGACUCUGAUUCUCGAGGAUGUUCGAAACAACUCAGCCUGGUCGCACCGCUUUUUUGUUGUCUUCUCGGACCCUGCCUACACUACCCCUGACUCGCAUGCUACGGAGCACGAUCCCAAAAUACCAGCCGAUGUCAUUGACCGCGAGGUCGAAUAUUCCAAGGACAAGAUCCUCCUUGCACCCCAGAACCAAAGCCCUUGGAACUACUUAAAGGGAGUGUUGGUUAAGGGUGGGAGAAAACUCGGAACCGUAAGAGAGUUUGCCGAGCAGUUCGUGACGAAUUUGGGUGGUGGGGACGCCGAAACUGUUCGCAGUUCCCACGCCCUUGACUUGCUGGCUGAUAUAUAUAAGGAGGCGGGCGAGAUAGACCAGGCGGGCUUGGUAUUGACCAGACUAGGCGAGAAGUGGGAUCGCAUCCGUCGAGGCUAUUGGGAGUAUAGGAGGAAGUUGCUCACUCAAGAUUAGUCUAAAGAUGGCUUCAAGUCUUGAUUUGAAAAAAUGUUCCUCGAGGUCACAUCAAAGCGUAUGAUGAGCGUAAUACUGAUCCUGUGAGAUGCUAUUGGUUGUCAAUAGGCAGGCAGAUCCUUAUAUAGGUACUUAUAUAAGUACGUCUUUAUACAAAUAGAGACAAGUCUUGCGCGAAUUCCAUACAGUAAUUAUGAG
Messenger RNA from Hypoxylon fragiforme, 1897 nucleotides. Its product is annotated as protein prenylyltransferase. Gene Ontology annotation, cellular component: CAAX-protein geranylgeranyltransferase complex; cytoplasm; protein farnesyltransferase complex. Gene Ontology annotation, molecular function: protein farnesyltransferase activity; CAAX-protein geranylgeranyltransferase activity. The transcript is spliced from 3 exons. The coding region runs from base 131 to 1699 and encodes 522 amino acids. Gene Ontology annotation, biological process: protein farnesylation; protein geranylgeranylation. NCBI's taxonomy places the organism in Eukaryota, Fungi, Ascomycota, Sordariomycetes, Xylariales, Hypoxylaceae. The record is from RefSeq and is a predicted model, not a curated record.